AUGAAAAAAGGACUGAUAGAAAAACAUCCCUUUCCCGGAAAUUGCAAAACACUACAAGCUCCACCAUUAAAUUCGGAAAUUAAAUGCUCCACCGGAGACCUGUCAUUAAAAAAAGACAGCUUCCAAGUGAUAACGCAAAACCAGUUAGGAUCUGGUAUCUCCGCAAUGGGAAAGUGUUUAACCGAAUUAAUAAUAAGAUCCAAAAAUGACCCUACCCUUUUACCACUCAUUGGUGAUCUAGCAGACUCAGGAGGACUUCUGACAGACCUCCACUAUAGGAUGUCAAUGACAAGAAGAUCAUUUAUUACUCCUGGUUUAAGUUUAAUAGUCAAAAAAAUUGCAGAUGAAUGCCCAGUCGAUACGCUUUUAUACGGAGAAAAUUUCGCCGAAAAAUUAAAAUUGGCAAAAGCAGCCGAAAGAUCGAGCAAAGAUAUUGCUAAAACAGUGCCUGGGCCCCCCCAAAAGGAAUUACAGGACGAGGGGGGGGCAGAUCAACAAAUUCACUCGGUACAACACGCAGAAGAAGACUCAACGGUAAUUGAAGUAAGUAUAAUCGCUGGUAGACUGAGACUGUUCGCUCAUAAUUGGUCAAAAUUGACAUCCGAUAAAAUAAUUUAUCAGUACGUCACAGGGUACGAAAUCCCCUUCGUAAGUGAACCCUGGCAAACUGAAUCUCCUAAGGAGUCAAUAAUUUCGUCUCAGGACGAAAGUGAUUAUUUUUCGGCAAUUAAUAUUUUGCUCAAAAAGGGGGCAAUAUCAGAAUGUCCACCCGUUAAAGGUCAAUUCCUGUCAACCUAUUUUUUGGCAGAAAAAUCGAAUGGCGAAAAACGUUUUAUACUCAACUUGAAAAAAUUAAAUAAAUUUAUAAACCCACCCCAUUUCAAAUUAGAGGACAGAAAAACUGUCGCUAGAAUUCUUUUUCAAGAUGCCUUUUUAGCCACUUUAGAUUUGGCCGAUGCAUUUUUACUAAUUCCAGUGUCGAAACCUUUCAGAAAAUACCUACGGUUCAUGUUUAAGGGCAUUAUUUAUGAAUUUAAUUGUGUCCCAUUCGGAUUAUGCACAGCCCCAUAUGCAUUUACAAAAAUUAUGAAACCAGUCAUCGAGAAUCUUCGAUCGCGUUCGUUCCUUUCCGUAGUUUAUUUAGAUGAUUUUUUAUUAAUCGGGAAAUCUAAAAAACAAUGUGAAGAAAAUAUUAUAGCCACGAAACAACUUUUAACAAGUUUAGGCUUUAUCAUUAACUUCGAAAAAUCAGAUACAAAAAUAACAACAAAAAUAAAAUAUUUAGGGUUCAUCUGGGACACAAACAAAAUGACUCUAGAACUAACGGAAAAGAAAAAGAUAUCGAUUUUAACAAAAGCUAAUAAAUUCUACAAAUUAAGAAAAUGCAAAAUCAGGGAGUUAGCACAAUUCGUAGGUACCCUAGUCGCGUCAUGUCCAGCCGUUAAGUACGGAACCUUAUAUACCAAAAGUUUAGAAAGGGAAAAAUUUCUAUCGCUAGCAAAAGAAAAUGAUAACUUUGACAAAUACGUCUCCCUUUCAAAAUCGUUGCAACCGGACAUUAAAUGGUGGAUCGAUAAUAUAUCAUUAUCAAAAAACCCAAUUACUUCACAAGUCUUUAUUCUCGAAAUUUUUACAGACGCAUCCCUGACAGGCUGGGGCGCCGUAUGUAACGAAGAAAAAAUCCAUGGUUGGUGGAGUCUCGAAGAUCAGAAACACCACAUAAAUUUCUUAGAAUUGUUGGCCGCAUUUUACGGACUAAAAUGUUUCGCAAAAAAUUUGCGAUCACGAGACAUUUUAUUACGUAUAGACAACACAACUGCGAUAUCUUACAUAAAUAAAAUGGGUGGAAUACAGUACCCAAAAUUAACUUGCUUAUGUAAAGAUAUUUGGCAGUGGUGCGAAAAACGCAACCUUUGGAUUUUUGCUUCGUACAUCGCCUCACAUGAAAACGUAGAUGCAGAUCGGGAAUCACGGUCAUUACCACAGGAAACAGAGUGGGAACUAGCACCCUGGGCAUUUAAUAAAAUUGAAAAUACUUUUGGCCCAUUCGAAAUUGAUCUUUUUGCAUCCACCGCGAAUAAAAAAUGCAAAAAAUUUAUAUCGUGGAAACAAGAUCCGAACUCCUACGCAAUAGAUGCGUUCACCGUGAAUUGGAACGGGUUUAAAUUUUAUGCUUUUCCACCUUUUUCCGUCAUCCUUAGAACUUUGCAAAAAAUAAUUACGGAUAAAGCCGAAGGGGGAAAACCAUCCUCUCUCGAAGAAACUUACCCUGGCAGCAGGACUAUUAUCAGGGAAGCUUUUCUCGCACAGGGAGUCCCAGAAGCAUCAAUUCCGACGACACUCCAGUCCUUAGCGAGCAGCACAAUUAAACAAUACAACAAGCCUUUGAGGCUCUGGUGGAGUUAUUGCAAAACAAGGAAUCUUUCAAUGUUCAAAGCAUCGGUAUCGGAAGCUAUAGAUUUUUUAACGUCUGUGUCGAAAUCGAUAAAAACGUAUGGGACUAUGAAUACGUAUCGCUCAGCCGUCUCUCUAGUAUUGAAUCAUGAUUUAGGAAAUAACCCAAUCGUUAAGCGCUUUUGUAAAGGUUUUUCGGUGGAAAAACCUUCGCGUGCAAAAUACGAAGAUAUCUGGGACCCAGACGUAGUCUUAAGAUAUCUUUCAGACCUUGGUCCAAACUCAGAAUUGAGUUUAGAACAAUUAUCGAAAAAAUUAGUAACUCUCAUGGCUUUAUCUACUGCUCAGCGCCUCCAAACUUUAUCUAAAAUUAACUUAGAAAAUAUUAAAGUAUGCGACGAUGCUAUAAAAAUUUAUAUUCCUGAUAGACUAAAAACUACGAGAGUAGGCAAAAAUCAACCAUUGUUAAAUUUUCCAUUUAUGUCAGAGCAGCCAAAUCUUUGCGUGGCGACACUAAUUCAAACGUAUAUGGAAAAAACCAAUUCUGUCAGACCAGAAGGCGUGGAUUCAUUGUUACUAACGUAUAAAAAACCAUAUCAACCUGCGAGUAGUCAAACUUUGAGUCGAUGGCUCAAGGAAAUCAUGAGCAUGAGCGGAAUAGACGUCAGCACCUUUGCGGGAUACAGCGCGAAACAUGCAGCUGUGUCUGCAGCAAAACGAAAAGGUUUAAGUAUUGAAAACAUAAGAGCGGCUGCAGGUUGGUCACAUAAAUCAAAUGUGUUCGAGGACGAGAUCACGUAG
Leptopilina heterotoma is the source of this 3195-nucleotide messenger RNA. RefSeq lists its product as uncharacterized. The coding region runs from base 1 to 3195 and encodes 1064 amino acids. NCBI's taxonomy places the organism in Eukaryota, Metazoa, Arthropoda, Insecta, Hymenoptera, Figitidae. Gene Ontology annotation, biological process: DNA recombination; DNA integration. The record is from RefSeq and is a predicted model, not a curated record. The transcript is spliced from 4 exons. Gene Ontology annotation, molecular function: DNA binding; site-specific DNA-methyltransferase (adenine-specific) activity.